Messenger RNA from Glossina fuscipes, 734 nucleotides. RefSeq lists its product as uncharacterized. The coding region runs from base 79 to 702 and encodes 207 amino acids. The transcript has 2 exons. The record is from RefSeq and is a predicted model, not a curated record. Lineage: Eukaryota; Metazoa; Arthropoda; Insecta; Diptera; Glossinidae.
AAUAAAAUUGUGACAGUUGAAAACAUUAAAUAGAUAGUGAAAGUUUUAAAGAAGAAAAAAAAAGUAAACAAACAUAAAAUGAAAGUAUUCGUAAUCGCCGUACUGGUAGCACAAAUCAUCCUUGCUACCGAGGUGCUAGAAAAGGAAUUAAAUGAAAACAAUCAGUUUUAUAAAAGCACGUUGAAGGAAUAUCUAGAUCAUUCGUAUACCUUUGCAGAACGUUUUGCUGGCAUGUGUGAGAAAGUGUUGGCGGAUUUGAAGCAACAUGAUGAGGGCUCCGCUUUUCAAUCACAAAAAGCCGAACUUGACGAUGUUCUACGCUAUGUGGCGGCAAUGAAAAGGAAUGAAAACGAGAAAACUUUAGCAAAUAUGCUUAAACUCCAUGAAAUUUUACUGAGUGCCGCUAAAGAAUUUAAAGAGACCCAUCAGGCCAAACAGACUCUUAUCCAUCAGCUGUUUGAAAAAUAUGGCGCUAAAGCUAUUGUCCAUGAUUUCCGCAAGGGUUUCGCCGAAUAUUUGAGAAAUUUCGAGACCAAUUUUGUAGAAUAUGAACAAAGCUUAAGCGAUGAGCAGCUGGAAAGUCAAGCAAAAUUAAUACAAUGGUUUAAAGAAUUCAAAGAGGAGCAAAGCUUUGCCAAGAAAUUUACCUCAUUUGUGACAUUCUUUAAAUUUUUUGCACCCGAUUUAUUAAAAAAUGAAUAAAUUUUAAUUAUAUUAAGUUGCGAUUUUUAAGU